UUGCAGUCACUUGGGAAUAGAGCGACCUUGGAAGAAGCAAACCGAGGCGUGGAAAUAACAAGGCCUCUCUUCGACGAAAAAUGGCAACAAACCAAAAAGCGUAUGCAAACAGACAUUGGAAACAAAAUUAACCUGAGAAAUUUACAAGGCAAGGAAAUAGAUGAUCUCAAAGAAAGCAAAAUCUUGGGCUAAAGCUUUGGUAGAAGAAGACUAGCUGCGACCCUUCUCCGUUUUUCUCUUCCGUUCUCUGAGAAUGGAGGCAAAACCCAAGAGGAGAACUGUUACUGAGAAUGGUGAUACAGGAGAGGACUUGGUCCUUGCAACUUUGAUUGGUAAUGGGGACGAUGUGGGUCCUCUUGUCAGGCAUGCAUUUGAGAUGGGACGGCCUGAACCGCUUGUUCAGCAGCUCAGAUAUGUGGUUAAAAAAAAGGAAGUUGAGAUUGAGGACCUAUGCAAGACUCAUUACGAGGAAUUCAUUCUCGCAGUUGAUGAACUUCGUGGUGUGCUGGUUGAUGCUGAAGAACUCAAAAGUGACCUGGCAAGUGAUAAUUUUAGGUUGCAAGAAGUGGGUAGUGCCCUUUUGGUGAAGCUCGAGGAGCUUGUUGAGUCUUAUUCAAUCAGGAAGAAUGUGCACGAAGCUAUUAAAAUGACAAAGAUCUGUGUUCAAGUUUUGGAACUUUGUCUCAAAUGUAACAAUCACAUUUCUGAAGGUCAAUUUUAUCCUGCAUUGAGAACUGUGGAUCUUAUAGCAAAGAACUAUCUGCAGAUCAUCCCUGUUAGGGCAAUAAAAAUGGUUAUAGAGAAGAAAAUUCCAAUUAUAAAAUUGCAUAUUGAGAAGAAGGUUUGUAGUCAGUUUAAUGAAUGGUUAGUGCACAUAAGGAGCUCAGCCAAGAAUAUUGGACAAACAGCCAUUGGUCUUGCUGCUUCAGCACGCCAGAGGGAUGAAGAACCAUUUGUUGAAUCGUACCAAACUUUUUUGGCUCAAAUUGCAGGAUAUUUCAUUGUGGAGGAUCGUGUCCUCAGGACUACAGGUGACCUCCUGUCAGCUGAUCAGGUUGAAACAAUAUGGGAAACAGCUGUUGCUAAAAUAACAUCUCUGUUGGGCGAUCAAUUUUCUAACAUGGAUUCUGCGACACACCUUCUUUUGGUGAAAGAUUAUGUCACUCUCCUUGCGGCAACUCUUAGACAAUAUGGGUAUGAAGUAGGUCCAAUUCUCGAGGCACUUGACAAUAGCCGGGACAAAUACCAUAAACUUCUCCUAGAGGAGUGCCGGCAGCAAAUUGUCACUGUUCUUUCUAACGAUACUUUUGAGCAGAUGGUAAUGAAAAAGGAUGUGGACUAUGAAAGUAAUGUUUUACCAUUUAACCUCCAGGUGUCAGAUAUAAUGCCAGCUUUCCCAUAUGUUGCACCAUUCUCUUCCAUGGUACCAGAUGUCUGCCGAAUUGUCCGGUCAUACAUCAAAGGUUCUGUUGAUUAUUUGUCCUAUGGGUUGUAUACCAAUUACUAUGAUGUUGUGAAGAAGUAUCUAGACAAGCUCUUGAUUGAUGUAUUAAAUGAAGCUAUACUUAACACAAUUCAUAGUGGUGCUACUGGUGUAUCACAGGCUAUGCAGAUUGCAGCGAACUUGGCUUCUCUAGAAAGGGCAUGUGAUUUUUUUCUUCGACAUGCAGCCCAAUUAUGUGGGAUUCCAAUGCGAACAGUUGAGAGGCCUCAAGCUAGUUUAACGGCCAAGGUUGUCCUGAAAACUUCCAGAGAUGCAGCUUAUCUUGCUCUACUAACUCUGGUGAACAACAAGUUGGAUGAGUUUAUGGCUCUUACAGAGAAUAUAAAUUGGACUGCAGAUGAGGUUUCCCUGUCUGGCAAUGAGUAUAUUAAUGAGGUUAUUAUAUACCUCGAGACUCUUAUGUCAACAGCACAGCAAAUUUUACCAACAAACGCAUUAUACAAGGUUGGAUGUGGUGCUCUUGAACAUAUUUCCAAUUCAAUCGUGUCAGCAUUUCUUAGUGAUAGUGUCAAGAGAUUCAAUGCUAAUGCA
Messenger RNA from Carica papaya (papaya), 2035 nucleotides. Lineage: Eukaryota; Viridiplantae; Streptophyta; Magnoliopsida; Brassicales; Caricaceae. The record is from RefSeq and is a predicted model, not a curated record.